AUGGCGUGUCCUUUCAUAGAUGAGGUGGUGGAUGAGGGAGCUAUAGUCUUGCGGAGGGCAUUUCAAAGAGAGAGAACUUUCAGAGACAGGUCAGACCCUUUGGCUUUUAAUGACAGCUACCUGUAUGAGCGAUAUAGGUUCUCAAGAGAUGGGAUUGCAUAUAUUUGUAGAUUACUAAGCCCACACUUUGCAAAUAAAACACGCCGCAACAGAGCGCUCACAGUCCCACAGACGGUGUGCAUUGCACUUCGCUUUUUUGCCAGUGAAACAUUUUUGUACACAGUUGGAGAUGCAGAGAAUAUCAGCAAAGCAUCAGUUUGCCGCUCUGUACGAACUGUGUACCUUUCUUUAAAAAGACUACUCAAUGUGUUCAUCACAUUCCCUGGCCACAAAGCUAUUCGUACCAUUAAACAUGCCUUUUAUGGAAUAGCUGGUUUCCCAAAUGUUAUCGGUGCAUUGGACUGCACCCAUGUGCGUAUUAAGUGUCCGUCUGGUCCACAUGAAGCGGACUUUGUGAAUAGGAAAUCAGUACACAGCAUCAAUGUACAGAUGAUUAGUGAUGCAGAUUGCAUCAUCACAAAUGUAGAGGCCAAAUGGCCAGGCUCUGUGCAUGACUCCAGAAUCUUUAGAGCCUCAUCUCUCUACCAACAACUAGCAAGAGGAGAAUUCUCAGGAGUUUUGCUGGGAGACAAGGGAUACCCAUGCCUGCCUUACCUCUUGACUCCCUAUCAGGAGCCCCAGACAGAGGCACAGCACCGCUACAACAUUGCCCAUGCACGCACAAGAGGUCGUAUAGAGAUGGCAUUUGGGCUGAUAAAGUCAAGGUUCCAGUGCCUGAAGCACCUCAGAGUGACUCCACCUAGGGCAUGUGACAUUGUAGUUGCUUGUGUAGUGCUCCAUAACAUUGCUUGUCUGAGGAGAGAGAGGCAACCAAGGAUUGUUGAAGAGGAAGACUGGGGCAAUGAAGCAGUUCUGUAG
Molecule: messenger RNA, 978 nt
Organism: Clarias gariepinus (North African catfish)
Lineage: Eukaryota; Metazoa; Chordata; Actinopteri; Siluriformes; Clariidae
Product: putative nuclease HARBI1
Exons: 5
Coding region: 1-978 (325 amino acids)
Source: RefSeq, a predicted model, not a curated record